AUGGACGAGGGCGACGACUGCCAGUUCGCCUGCCAGCGAUGCUCGUGGAGAGGCAGUUCCACAGAACUACUUAUAGAGCAUUUACACGCGCACCAAGUUAAGCCCGAUACUGUUGACAGCUUCAUACGACAAUAUAUAACUUUUGAGGAACCGCUAGAGUCAGAUGAUGAUACAACGGAAGCACCAACAAUGAAAUUUAAGCCUCCAAAGCCUGUAGCAGCUCAUUGCUGUCCGUUCUGUGACAGUAUAUUCUCAUCAACAGCGCGUUUAGAACUUCAUAUCGCUAACCAUGUUGAAAUCGGCGAAGAUAGCGCUGUGGAGUGCUGCGGGGCGCUUUACAGCGAACGUUCAUUAUUCAUCCAACAUGCCCUUGACAAGCACGAACGCGCUCCGCCUCCUGGUAUAAUAUGCCGCGCUUGUGGCCAAAACGCUGACUCGCUCGUUACUCUCUCCGAACACAUCAAAAACACCCACACCGAUGAUGCUAUCACUCGAAAAAGAACAGAUCGCAAUCCUAAAAGCAAAGACCAAAAAUACAUCUCAACUCCAUGCCCGGAUUGUGGAAAAACUUUCUCCAACAAAUACAACAUGGCAGUACAUUUGCGGUCACAUAAAGAAAAAUCGGAAAAAAUCCAAUGCGAGUUGUGCAGUAAAUGGUAUGGUAGUCGCACCGCCUUGGUCAGCCAUGUGAAGCUAGCUCAUAGUGGAUCUUGGGCGGGAAUUACUGAAGACAGUCACGAUCCCGGUGUGAAUGGCGAGGCUGACGGCGAUGACCGAGCCUCGAGCGACGAGGACGACCGCCCGCUCGCCACCCUAGCUUCCGAGAAAGCUGACGCCUAUACAAACUUCUACAACGCCUUGCUAAACUUUAGAAACCAUUACCUAAACGAACAUGACGCCCGCUACCCAGAGUUUACAGAGUCGAGCGAAAGCGAAGCGGAGGCAAACGGAUCAGACGAUUAUGACGACUUGUCUAAGAAUAACAUGCGACGGGAUCGCAUGGAUGAAGCUACGAGACUCGAAUUAGCGAGCGCGCAGACCCGCAUAGACGGCAAGACUUACUACACGUGUCGCAUAUGCGGCAAACAUCUCAGCUCACCACACACUUACGUGUUCCACACACGAAUACACACAGGCGAACGGCCAUGCGUAUGCCAUAUAUGUGGGAAGCAGUUCCGAGCACCGAACGGCUUACAGCGACAUCUCGCGGAAACCCACGAGCGGCGCCGCCGGCACGCGUGUCGACACUGCGAUCGGACGUUCGCCAACUCGCAGAACCUAAAACAGCAUAUAAGGACGCAUACGGGGGAAAGGCCGUACUCGUGCUCGCUUUGCGGGAAACGUUUUCGUCAAUCGGGGUCGCUGCACGCACACAAGAAAACUCAUAUUGCGCUGUUGCCGUUCCGCUGCGCGCACUGUCCGGCGGCGUUUCGCCUGCGGGCGGGGCUGGUGCGACACAGGCUGCGGCACUCGGGGGAACGUCCACAUAGUUGUGAGAUCUGUGGUCGGUCUUUUAGGACGCGUGCGGAUUUAUCGGCGCAUCGCACGGCGCACUCGCCGGCGCGCGCCCACGCGUGCGGCGUGUGUCGCGCCGCCUUCCGCUCGCGCCGCGCGCUGCGCCACCACACGAGGCGCCUGCACCCGCCGCCGCCGCCACCGCCGCCGCAGAUACAGGACGACAUGGCGAUUCGAUCUUACUUCGUCCUAGCGCCAUUGUAGCCUGUUAACUACUUAGGUACUCGAAAGUGGAAACUGUACAGAUGGCUUAGAAGGAGAGAGAAAAUGAAAAAUCACCAAAACA
Messenger RNA from Cydia splendana, 1801 nucleotides. Its product is annotated as zinc finger protein 26-like. Gene Ontology annotation, molecular function: DNA-binding transcription factor activity, RNA polymerase II-specific; RNA polymerase II cis-regulatory region sequence-specific DNA binding. The record is from RefSeq and is a predicted model, not a curated record. Gene Ontology annotation, biological process: regulation of DNA-templated transcription. The transcript has 2 exons. Lineage: Eukaryota; Metazoa; Arthropoda; Insecta; Lepidoptera; Tortricidae. The coding region runs from base 1 to 1719 and encodes 572 amino acids.